Messenger RNA from Peromyscus eremicus (cactus mouse), 1001 nucleotides. RefSeq names its product V-set and transmembrane domain containing 2B (gene Vstm2b). The transcript is spliced from 5 exons. Bases 1 to 873 code for a protein of 290 amino acids. The record is from RefSeq and is a predicted model, not a curated record. NCBI's taxonomy places the organism in Eukaryota, Metazoa, Chordata, Mammalia, Rodentia, Cricetidae.
AUGGAACAGCGGAACCGGCUCGGCGCCCUCGGAUACCUGCCGCCUCUGUUGCUGCACGGCCUGCUGCUCUUCGUCGCCGACGCUACGUUCACCGAGGUCCCCCAAGAUGUAACCGUGCGGGAGGGAGACGAUAUCGAAAUGCCCUGCGCGUUCCGGGCCAGCGGAGCCACCUCAUACUCGCUGGAGAUUCAGUGGUGGUACCUUAAGGAACCUCCCCGGGAGCUGUUACACGAGCUGGCGCUCAGCGUGCCGGGCGCCCGGAGCAAGGUAACAAAUAAGGAUGCAACUAAAAUCAGCACCGUGCGUGUCCAGGGCAAUGACAUCUCGCACCGCCUUCGGUUGUCUGCUGUACGACUGCAGGAUGAAGGAGUUUACGAGUGUCGUGUGUCGGACUACAGCGACGACGACACUCAGGAACACAAGGCCCAGGCAUUGCUGCGCGUGCUGUCGCGCUUCGCACCGCCCAACAUGCAGGCUGCUGAGGCAGUGUCCCACAUUCAGAGCAGUGGCCCGCGUCGACACGGAGCCCCCAGCGCUGUCAGCUCCAGUAACGCAGGCGCCACUGCCCGCACCACCUCUGAACCCGGGCACAGCUACAAGAACGCACUUCCUGGGAGCCCUCCUGCUGUACCAGAAGUUCCAGAGGCUGCUGCCGCUGCCGCUGCCGCCGCUGCCUCUGCGACCCACACAGCUACCACCACCACUGCUGCAGCAGCUGCUGCUGCUUCAUCAGCGUCACCACCAUCGGGCCAGGCAGUCCUUCUGCGCCAGAGGCACGGUUCCGGUACUGGCCCUGGCUACAGCGCAGACCCUCUGCUGUCUCUGCUCUUGUUAGCACUGCAUAAGUUCCUGCACCCACUGCUGGGGCACUGACAGCCAUAAAACCUCAGUAGGCACCCUGGGAGGACACCUUGCCACAUGGACACAGGGACCAAGGGAAGCAUGAAGAAGUCCAUGCAGAAAUAAAUAAACCAUAUUUUUGGGGAAGUAAUACAAAUUUA